AUGCCACGAUCGAGACGCUCAACUAAAGUAUGUUCCCGCUGCCGGAAGCGCAAAACGAAGUGUGACUUCAUCUUCCCAGCAUGUACUCCAUGCAAACUGGCAAAUUUGCCUUGCUUGGGCUUUGAUCCUAGCUCCAAGGAGGCAGUCCCCAGAAGCUUCGUCAAGUCACUCGAAGCUCAGGUGGAAGAGCUCGAAGCACGACUGUUUUCGUUCAACGCCGCUUCCACCAACGUUCCGUAUCUCAUCACUACGGCCGUGGCACAGGCCACCAUAUCCAUUGGCAUUCCCUUUCAGAACUCGUUUCUCGACUCCAAAGCCUCAUCUUCAUUGUUCUUCCGGCCCUCCUGUCCCCCAUUGGCAAUAGCCCGGGAACGGGGACAAUCCACUCCUGAGAAACAUCCCAGCUUACAGAAUAAUCGACACAAUCCCGGCGCGCCCAUUAAUUUACGUAGUGUUCCAUUUUCUGCAAUCAAUCGUAUGAUUCAGAAUUAUGUCGACAUCCACUUGCCUCAGUACCCCUGCGUGUCAGAAAACGCGGUAAAUGAAAUACUGAACAGGAUCCAGCAUCAGGACCUGAAGGACCCAAAUGCUCUCCCGAUCCACCAUGUACCCACUGAUGCUGGCCUGGGGCAUUUCGAAUAUUUUGUAUUGCUUAUCGCACUUGCAAUCUCUGCGAUGACAUUGACCUGGAAGGCCGAUUACCAAGCUCGAGUGGCUUCGGAGUCUUUCUAUAACGCCGCCAGGGUAGACAAUUGGACUUGCAUUUCUAACGCAGUCCGGAUUGUCCUCAAUCUUGGACUCUAUCUGGAGUGCAAUCAACUGGUUCAUGGUGAGCCUUAUCAGCGAAGCGUACUAUUUUGGGUAGCGUACGGUAUGGAGAGGUCAUUAUGUACGAACCUCCGCCUACCCUUAUCAUUUCCGGAAGAGGCAAUCACGGUAAAGUUUCCCACAGUAGAAGAGACAAAUCUCCAUACGGAACACUCCACCAGUAGGCCGAGCAAGAAGUCUGUGGCGUACCAUAUAUGUCGGUACCGUGCACUAGAGACAGAAGUUCAUAGAGUGCUUCAUCUAGAAGAAGACUUGACUAAGUUCGGCAACAACACGAUAGAUGAAUGGAUUGAAAGCAUCACCCAGAGGUUGAAACAGUGGUACGAGACGGCACAGUCGUACACAAAGUAUGAUAUGCUUGAAUUCAAACAUGUGCAGUUUCACCACCUCAUGGCACGCAUCCACCGGCCCACGCCGCGUCUGAGAUUGAGAGGUUCAGACAACUGGAAAGCUGUGUUAAACGCAUCAUCCGUUUUGAUACAGGACUACCUCGCUCAGGAGCGGCGUCGGAGGCUGUUCUAUCCUUGGCAUGGGGUACAUAUUCUCUUCGAAACUGCCGUCAUCUCGCUCGAGGCAUGCUGGUCAGCACGGAAUUAUGAACCGCUACAAGUUAGGGCUCAUGAGAUGCUGCAGACCUCGAUUCCUCAGUGUCUUCAGCUUCUCACCAACAUCGGUGAACGAUGGGGUGAAGCAGCCGUAUGUGCUGAUCGGUUGAGGCCGCUCGUUGACACUGUCAGGACCGCUUUUAACAAUCCUGAUACGCUGUUGUUGACUAUGAUUGAUGAGAGUAUGAUCACGGCAGAGAUACUUGAUUUACUAUUUACGGAUGGGCCAUUGUCAUGGACCCGAGCCAACCCGGGAGAGAUAAUGUCUAAUAUGAGUGAGAGUGAUCCAUGGCUAAAUAGCCUGGUGGAUGACAGCCUCGAACUUUUCUCGUGGAAUCCUGAAUGGUGCAUCAUGCCUGCUGACACAAUCUCCAUCGAGGGAUAUACGCUUUAA
This is a messenger RNA of Aspergillus welwitschiae, 1827 nucleotides long. Its product is annotated as Zn(II)2Cys6 transcription factor. Lineage: Eukaryota; Fungi; Ascomycota; Eurotiomycetes; Eurotiales; Aspergillaceae. The transcript is spliced from 5 exons. The record is from RefSeq and is a predicted model, not a curated record. Gene Ontology annotation, biological process: DNA-templated transcription; positive regulation of transcription by RNA polymerase II. The coding region runs from base 1 to 1827 and encodes 608 amino acids. Gene Ontology annotation, molecular function: sequence-specific DNA binding; DNA-binding transcription factor activity, RNA polymerase II-specific; zinc ion binding.